CUGCAGGCUCUGGGAAAAGGUCCAGCUACAAGUAAAAGCAAAGAUGACCUUGUGGUGGCAGAGGUAGAAAUCAAUGAUGUCCCCCUCACGUGCAGAAACCUGCUGACGAGAGGACAGACUCAGGAUGAGAUAAGUCGACUGAGCGGGGCAGCUGUCUCUACUCGAGGGAGAUUCAUGACUGCAGAAGAGAAAGCAAAAGUGGGACCCGGAGAUCGUCCUUUGUAUCUUCAUGUCCAGGGUCAGACACGGGAAUUGGUUGACAGAGCUGUUAACCGAAUUAAAGAGAUAAUUACUAAUGGAGUAGUGAAAGCAGCCACGGGUUCUAGUCCGACGUUCAACGGAGCUACCGUUACCGUGUAUCACCAGCCAGCCCCUAUUACUCAGUUGUCUCCAGCAGUUGGCCAAAAACCUCCAUUCCAGUCAGGAAUGCAUUAUGUUCAGGACAAGUUAUUUGUUGGUCUGGAACACGCUGUACCUACAUUUAAUGUGAAGGAGAAAGUGGAAGGGCCUGGUUGCUCCUACUUGCAGCACAUUCAAAUUGAAACGGGUGCCAAAGUCUUUCUUCGUGGGAAAGGCUCAGGUUGCAUAGAACCAGCAUCGGGUAGAGAAGCUUUUGAACCCAUGUACAUCUACAUCAGUCACCCAAAGCCAGAAGGUUUGGCAGCUGCUAAAAAGCUCUGUGAAAAUCUAUUGCAAACCGUUCAUGCUGAAUACUCCCGAUUUGUGAAUCAGAUAACCACUGCAGUACCCUUAGCAGGCUUCACACAGCCUGCUGCUAUAAAUAGCGUACCUUCCCAGCCAUCGUAUUACCCUUCCAACGGGUAUCAGUCUGGUUAUCCUGUUGUUCCCCCUCCUCAACAACCAGUUCAGCCACCAUAUGGUGUACCAGGCAUAGUACCACCUGCAGUGCCAUUGGCACCUGGAGUCUUAACAACACUACCUACAGGAGUUCCGCCUGUGCCGACACAGUAUCCAAUAUCUCAAGUACAGCCUCCAGCCAGCACUGGCCAGAGUCCACUGAGUGGUCCUUUUCUUCCUGCUGCCCCAGUAAAAACAACCGUGCCGACUGGUACGCAGCCACAAGUCCAACCCCAUCCCCAAGGUCAAAAGAGACGCUUCACUGAGGAACUGCCGGAUGAGAGAGAGUCAGGACUGCUGGGAUAUCAGCAUGGACCCAUUCAUAUGACUAAUUUAGGUACAGGCUUCUCCAGUCAGAGUGAAAUCGAUGGAGCCGGGUCGAAGUCAGCAAGUUCCUCAGGAAAGGAGAGAGAGAGGGACAGGCAGUUGAUGCCUCCGCCAGCUUUUCCUGUCACUGGGAUGAAAUCGGAAUCUGAAGAAAGAAAUGGUGCGGGGUCUUUACCAGGCAACCAUGAUCAUCAAGCUAAGAAGAUGAAAACUGCAGAAAAGGGCUUUGGAUUAGUGGCAUAUGCUGGCGAUUCAUCAGAUGAAGAGGAGGAACAUGGUGGCCAUAAAAACGCAAGUACUUUUUCACAGGGAUGGAGUUUGGGAUACCAGUACCCUUCUUCACAACAGCGAGCUAAACAACAGAUGCCAUUUUGGAUGGCGCCAUAAAAGCUGCAGAA
Pelecanus crispus (Dalmatian pelican) is the source of this 1583-nucleotide messenger RNA. NCBI's taxonomy places the organism in Eukaryota, Metazoa, Chordata, Aves, Pelecaniformes, Pelecanidae. The record is from RefSeq and is a predicted model, not a curated record.